Vigna unguiculata (cowpea) is the source of this 1217-nucleotide messenger RNA. RefSeq names its product actin T1-like protein. The record is from RefSeq and is a predicted model, not a curated record. NCBI's taxonomy places the organism in Eukaryota, Viridiplantae, Streptophyta, Magnoliopsida, Fabales, Fabaceae.
CUCUACUCUUUUUUUGUUCUUCUUUAUUAUCUCAAAUUUUGAGUAUCGAUUGAAUUGAACCUAUGUUUAAGUAAUGCUUUGUUUAUCUUUUUGUUUACUGAAUUGUUUUGCUAGGGAUUAUUCUUCAUACCACAGUCAAUACUCUAUAGUGUGACUGUAAUCAGUUAAAGUUAUAUUUUAUUAUAUAUGUUAUUGAUUAUUGAAAUAAUUGAUUUCUUACCGUUAUUCCAAAUAAGACCCUUAGUAUUCAAUUAGCUUGUUGUGAGAUAUUUGGAACUACAAUGACGAUUGGAUAGUUGUUACUUUGAUAGAGUAAGGUUGAUGCGAGAUUUGGCUGUUGAUAGGUUUGGAAUUCAGCUCAAUGUAUCUUGGGUGCAUUGUUUAAUCAUAUGCAAAAGAAGCAAUUAAGGAGUUUUAUAGUCCCUUCACAAUUUAUGUGAUUUACGCCCAAUAAUUUGAAGUGAUUUGGGUUUAUUUGGAUGAACUUCACCAUAAGCAAUUCUAAAGAAAAAUAUAAGAAAAAAGAAUCAAAGCGACUUAUUCUUAAACUAAAAUUAGCUUAUGCAUAAGUUAAGGAUAAAUUUUAGAGAAACUAUAUAAUGUUUCUACGAAUUAACAUGUGCAUAAACUAAUUUUAGCUUGUAGAUAAGCUAAUUUUAAAUUUUCUUCUAUGGAGAAAUUUAGGUUUUUCAUGUUUGUUUUAGUUGUAUGUUUUUAUGAUGCAGUUGGCUCCUACACUUGUACCCUGAGUAUAAACAACGGGGGAGGGAAAAGGCUCACUGUCCUACAUGAUUCAUUUUUCUCUCUUCUGCCAUUCCAAUCUAAACCUGAUGACUUUGACAGAGCUGGCAUGAUAAAGCAGUUUUAUUCGAGCAAUAUCACUGGAAACAGGCAAGGAAGAAGAAUCAGCCUUAUGAGUUCUUGUGGAACAAGACUUGGGAUAAGGAACACCGAGACCAUUACUACUACAACUGGCCUGUUUACUUUCCUUAGGCCCCUCCUGUUUUAUUUCUUAGAGACUUUUCCCUAUCUUUAUUUUGCUUGCAAACCUGGAUAAAAUUGAUGCCCCCUCCCCCACUCAAAUGUUUUUCUCUCACGACUUCACUUUUAUUGUGUUCAGUCCUCUUUCUUAAUAACUACAUGAUUAUUAUCUGAGGAGUUCUGCAUAAUUUACUUCUGUAAACAAGUAAACAAGUUGAAGGGUGAGAUGCUAUUAA